CUGGAGAUCUAUUCGGCCACCGAUUCUCAAGACUAUCGUCUAAUCGCUCGACAAUACGAUUGCCGGCCAUUCGACGCCCUGUCCCUCAAGAAUGUCUGCUUUCGACUCAAUUCGACAUUAAGUGCAUUGAAGUCGACAUCGAGUUCGUCGACAAUUCAACGCCGAGACAACUGUCCGCCAGAGAAACGGGACACGACUCGACUCCAGACCGUAAAGUGUUUUAAGAAUUGCUUUCAAUUGAAUGCCAUUAAAAUCAAAAUCUUAAGAACAGCCAACUCUUCGGUUCCUUGUCUUAGUUAUCUAAACAUCUGGUGUCAACCAAUAGGACAAACGGAUCCGCAGAUCUUAAGACAAAUUGUUGACAUUAUAUCGAAACAAAACGCGAAGAACUCUUCAAAAAGAUUCAAUUUUUACAACUCUGGCGAAGAAUCAAAUGACGAGACUAUAAAUGAAAGUCACUUGAAUUCAAAGCGAAAGUUUGAUUCAAUUGAUAGCCAGAAACCGGAGGACGAGUUCCCGAUUCCCGACGAAUUCAUCGAUUCG
This is a messenger RNA of Medioppia subpectinata, 543 nucleotides long. The record is from the annotation of a GenBank genome assembly. Lineage: Eukaryota; Metazoa; Arthropoda; Arachnida; Sarcoptiformes; Oppiidae.